Molecule: messenger RNA, 1014 nt
Organism: Ipomoea nil (Japanese morning glory)
Lineage: Eukaryota; Viridiplantae; Streptophyta; Magnoliopsida; Solanales; Convolvulaceae
Exons: 1
Coding region: 1-1014 (337 amino acids)
Source: RefSeq, a predicted model, not a curated record
AUGGUAAUAGAUUCUCUCUCAACUGUCUCUUCUCCGGCGGCGACCGAUCGGUCGCCGGAAGACCAAGACUUGCUAGAAAGGAGUACCAAGAAGGCCAAGCGAGGACGGGAUGCAGUAGGAACGACUGCUGAGCCCUCUCCCAAACAGGUUACUAUGGAGUCACCCACUGAACCAAGAGCUUUUUCGCCGGAAUCGUCUCAAUGGAGGACGCCGGUGAUAACACCGAAUCAGGUCUGGAAUCGCAGAGAAUCGUUUCAACCAACUGAGGAAGCAGAAGAGUCUGAUGAUGAUACUAUGGAAGAAGACGGUCGCUCCUUCGACUAUCCAGUCAUCAAGGUUACGAAAGAAGAAAAGAAGAGACUUCGCCGGCCAUGGCGUAGGUCUCUCAUACUGCGCGUACUGGGCAGAACCGUGGGAUAUUCUUUCCUGCUCCAACGAUUACAAAGAAUGUGUAAGACACAGGCUAGUUUCGAUUUAAUUGCACUCACUAACGAUUGUUAUAUAGCUAAAUUCGAAACCCUUGCCGAUUAUGAAGCGGUAAAACUCGGUGGUCCAUGGAUGGUCCUUGACCAUUACCUGAUUACACAAGUUUGGAGACCAAAUUUCGACCCAAGAAGCAGCAGAACGGAUAAGAUUUUGGCGUGGAUACGCUUCCCUUCGCUCCCAAUUGAAUACUUUGACGAAGAGUUUUUAAAGAAAAUCAGAAUUUCGAUCGGGAAACCAAUCAAGAUUGAUGUUACGACUGGUCUAGCUUCGAAGGGUAAGCUUGCAAGAGUAUGUGUAGAACUGGAUAUUACUAAGCCGCUCUUGUCCAACUUUGUGAUUAACAUGACGGAAUGGCCGAUCGAGUACGAGGGAAUCCACUAUAUCUGCUUCAAAUGUGGAGUCUACGGUCAUCGUACGGACCUUUGUGGUAAAGAUGCUCCUCCAUCACCAGCUGUUGAGGAGAAUUCGACUGGUACGAGUGAGAGGCCACCGCCUGCUCCUCCGGUACAGAAACCCAAAGAAAAAUAG